Messenger RNA from Urocitellus parryii (Arctic ground squirrel), 960 nucleotides. RefSeq lists its product as uncharacterized. Lineage: Eukaryota; Metazoa; Chordata; Mammalia; Rodentia; Sciuridae. The record is from RefSeq and is a predicted model, not a curated record.
AUGGUGGAUUGCAUAUUUAUAUUUACAAGAAUUCUGUUCAUCUCCUGCUGUUUUCUGACUAUACAUUGUGCACAACCCAACUGUACAUCUGUGACUGACUUUGAUGAUUGUCCAGGGAAUAUAACAGAUUUCUGUCCAGAGAAUAUUGUUUGUGCAUGCAAAGAUGGAGAGCCUUUUUGCAAAUGUCCAAACUUCAGAGGCCGGUGGGGAAACUAUUGGUUCAUGGGAGCUAAAUGUGACCAGCUCUGGAAUACCCUGGAUCUGAUUUUAGUAGCAACAUUGCCUGGAAUAGGAUUGGCUUUAAUAGUUGGUGUGACAAUCCAGACAAUCCACUACUGUAAAAAGAAAUCGAAGAAGAAUUUAGAUAAUAACCGAGAACAGAAGAGUUUGUCUGGACUUCGACCUCAGCAUAAUUCUGCAUAUGCUUUCGAAACUAAUUUGAGGCCUCCUCAACCUGAUCAAGACCAGAAUCCUUGGAGCUUAUCCCAUCAGGGGGUGCUUCCUGGAAGUCCUGUAUCUCCAUCAUCACAGUUCUCCGGAAGAAAUUAUAACUUUAUGAUUCAUGAGCCCAAAGAGGACAAUCAUUACAACUAUCCAUCUCAUAAUUGGGAUGACUCUCAGGGACCAGCUAAACCUGAAGCAGUUUAUUGGAACAAAUACUCUUCAAACAUGCACAUGAAGCCACUCUUCGAUUUUUCUACACCAGGAGUUCCAAAAUCAAGCUACAUUCAAAAAGAGAGACAACACAUUGGUUAUUCAAGUUCUGAAGAGCCACUGCCGCCCCCCGCAGCAAUCUACAUCACGGUCCUAGUCCGACUGGCGGCGGCGGCGGCGGCGUUGGCGGUGGCGGCAGCCGCAGGUAAGGAGACUACUGAGGAGAAACUAGAGGGACCCGGGUCCGCCGUGUUCAGUGCCUCUUGUGUGAGGGGAGGAGAAGCUCACACCCAGUAUACAGUGUAG